CUCAGCCUCCUCUAACAGAGGCCACACCCACCCAGCCUCCUCUAACAGAGCCUGCUGAGGCCACGCCCACUCUGCCUCCUCUAACAGAGGCAAUGCCCGCUCAGCCUCCUCUAACAGAUGCCACACCCACUCAGCCUCCUCUAACAGAGGCCACGCCCACUCAGCCUCCUCUAACAGAGGCCACGCCCACUCAGCCUCCUCUAACAGAGGCCACGCCCACUCCGCCUCCUCUAACAGAGGCCACGCCCACUCCGCCUCCUCUAACAGAGGCCACGCCCACUCAGCCUCCUCUAACAGAGCCUGCUGAGGCUGAAUCCUCUGAGCUCCAAGGCCGGAGUUUGACGGGAACUCUCAGCUUCGAAACAUUUUUCUGCUGCAGUCUAACGGUGCCAGAUAAGUCUGUGGCCAAUUCUUAAAAAUCACGACUUAUUUUAGUGUUCAGUUUGUAAACUGAGGUCCAGUCUGAACACAGCUCUAUGUUUCUGACUAAUCUACAGGCUUUAUAUUAGGGAUGUCCCGAUCAGAUACUCAGUAUCAGUGGCAGAUAUGGACAUUUUUUAAAAAUCGGGUAGAAUCAGAUU
This is a messenger RNA of Austrofundulus limnaeus, 581 nucleotides long. RefSeq names its product uclacyanin-3. The record is from RefSeq and is a predicted model, not a curated record. Lineage: Eukaryota; Metazoa; Chordata; Actinopteri; Cyprinodontiformes; Rivulidae.